AUGCAAAGUUUACGCUUUUUUGAGACUAAUACCAGACGUUUAUGGACUCCAGACACUGGUGGAUCUAACCUACCGGCUUUGAAUGAUUUACUUCGACCAUUUAACAUUGAAUUCGGUGAUUCUGUAUUCUCUGGAAAUUACGUAAUAGGACAUCGAACUGUUGCAUAUCAUUCAGGUAGCAGUUUAAGAAAAUUUCCUAAUCGAGCUAUCGCUAAUCAUACUGGUCGAACUGUACUUUUAAAAGCUAAUCUAGUGGAUAUUGGUAAUCAGUUCAUUCAACAUGAUUCCAUGUUUUUAAAGUCAGAAUCAGUAACAUCAUUGGAAAGUGAUAAAAUCCUUGGUAAUUCUGAACUAAAUUUACGUUUAAAACCAAUAAUUGAUAAAGAUCCAACACCAACUAUACUUGGUCUAUGGACUCCUAUCGUUGAAAAUGUAAUUAGUGAAAUGGGACGUUUGUCAAUUUAUGGAGAUUCGGAUUGUUUAAGUUCUACGCAUUUAAAUUCAAAUUGCUUUUGGCUGUUAGAUGCAUUGCUUCAAUUCUCAACCAGUAGUAUGGGACGAAUCCCACGAAUUUUAAUUGAACAAAUGUUUACACCGAAUACAGAAAUUUGGAUUGAUUCCUCACUGACAGCACCUUUACGCGCAAAAAAUUCUCAAUUAAAUCUAUAUAGUAAUGUGUUAAGAAAAGAAUGGAAUUUAUCUACAUUGAAUACUAGUUAUCUACCAAUUGAAGCUUAUUAUUCUGUUGAAUUAUGUUAUAUCGCUCCAAAAGCUUCUAUAUUGAUAGAUAAUGGUAAACCAAAUGAAUCAUUCUAUCAUCCACAAAACUUAUUGCUCUAUCCAGUAGAAUUAUAUAAUCCAUCAAAACAAUUAUAUACUACUCAUUAUUGUCAUUCAUCCAUUUCAAUGUUACCAUCUAAUAAGAACUUAUUCUUAAUCAUCAAACCGAAAUUAUUAUUACAAUCUAUUCAUGACUUUAUACAACUUGAUAUGUAUAUGUCCUUUAAAAAUCAUAAAUUCAAUUUCGUGUACAUCAUUAUACUACUUAUAGUAGUGUGCUAUUUUUGUAAACGUGGUAUCAUGUUUUGCGGUGACAGUGUAUUAUAUGUAACAGGAUGGAUUUUCUGUAUGAUUCGAUAUGUGCUGGUGCGUAUUUUAUUUCGUUUUUAUAAUUUAUGGCGUACUUAUAUUAGUGAUUGUUCACAAAUGAGAUUCAGCAAGAUAAAUGCUACUAAUAACUCUACUACUACUACUACUACUAGUAGUAGUAGUAGUAGUAGCAGUAGUACUACUGUUGAAAUAUCACGGUUGUCACCAUCUAUUGUUCAGAAAAUCAGCCAACAGAACAGACCUAAUAUACAUAUAUGA
This is a messenger RNA of Schistosoma rodhaini, 1368 nucleotides long. NCBI's taxonomy places the organism in Eukaryota, Metazoa, Platyhelminthes, Trematoda, Strigeidida, Schistosomatidae. The record is from the annotation of a GenBank genome assembly.